Molecule: messenger RNA, 3337 nt
Organism: Sinocyclocheilus grahami
Lineage: Eukaryota; Metazoa; Chordata; Actinopteri; Cypriniformes; Cyprinidae
Product: CXADR-like membrane protein
Exons: 6
Coding region: 1-1041 (346 amino acids)
Cellular component (GO): cell surface; cytoplasmic microtubule; membrane
Source: RefSeq, a predicted model, not a curated record
AUGAAGCGGGUUGUCGGGGACAAUGCCACAUUGCCUUGUCAUCACCAGUUCUGGCAGUCGAAUGGACAAACACUGGACAUCGAAUGGCUCCUGCAGAAACCCAAUGUCAAACAACUGCUGUUGAGUUUACUCUCGGCCGGGGCUCAGACCGAGAUGAAGCGGGUUGUCGGGGACAAUGCCACAUUGCCUUGUCAUCACCAGUUCUGGCAGUCGAAUGGACAAACACUGGACAUCGAAUGGCUCCUGCAGAAACCCAAUGUCAAACAACUGAAGCCGUCUAAACCCCGCUGCUGGAUGGAGGGCCGGCUUCUGGAGGGCAGUGAUGUGAAACUGAGCUGUAAGUCUUCAGACGGAUCCGACCCUAUUCAAUACAAAUGGGAGAGAGUUCUGGAUAAGGGCAAGAGCGUGGGAAAACUGCCUUCCCGCGCACUCAUCGAUCUGAAGAACCCAGAGAUCGUGACCUUGAGGAAUUUGACGCAGGACAGCUCUGGGGUCUACAAGUGCACCGCCAGCAACGAUGUAGGAGAGGAGAACUGUAUCAUCGAGGUCACAAUGCAAUAUGUGCGGGGCAUAGGUGUGGUGGCUGGAGCCGUGGUUGGUGUUUCAUUCGGCGUUCUGCUCCUCAUUCUCAUCAUCUGGCUGGUCUUCCGCAAGAAGGAGAAGAAGAAAUAUGAGGAGGAGGAGACGCCUAAUGAGAUCAGAGAGGAUGCAGAAGCUCCUAAAGCCAAGCUGGUGAAGCCCAACUCCCUCUCCUCAUCUCGCUCUGGCAGCUCCCGCUCCGGUGCCUCCUCCACACAGUCCAUGGUGCACAAUAGCGCCCCCCGAGGCCAGCGUCCACGGCCACCCGCUGUCGCCGCCCUCAAGGAGAACGGUCAGCCCCACGGGUUCCCCCAAUCUCCCCCGGCCUACACGCAGGUCGUGCCUAAAACCCCAGAACCCCCGGCCACCCCAAAAUUCAGACCCCCCAAUCCUCCAGUGGGCAUAGCCAUCCCGGCGGGCGUCUUGGUCCCUGCUCAAAGCAAGGCCUUUCAGACAGUGUAGAGAGUAAAGGAAGCGCACCCUGGUGCGGGUCUCCGUACAAGACACCCAACAGUGACUCUUCCAAAAGUUGCAACUACGAUUGGAAAAAUAAAAUACACACAAAAAAUAAAACCAUAAUUAAAAAAUAAAAUCAAUCAUAUAAAAUCUAAAAAGAUGAAUGCAUAUUUAAAAGGGAAAAUACACAGUGCUUGCCCCCUUCUGAAGUAUUAAAAAAAGAAAACAAGGGAGGAACUGAAGAAAAAUUAUUUUUAUUCUCAUUCUUUGGUUCUCUCCCCUUCUUUUGAUCUCUUGGCACAGUCUGACCCUUUUUCACAUUUUUUGUUUUGCUUUCUCUUUUUGAGCUCUUGAAGGCUUUGUGGGCGGUGGGGUGGAAAGAUUUCCCCAAGUGCAGUUUAUUUAUUUAAUGCAUCAGAGAGGCUAAAGGUCCAAGGGCUGGCUGGGUUUAUGAAGCAUGAUGGCGAGAGGAAGGACCAGCCGAUUCUGAAGAGAAAUGAAGGAUAUUAUCCAAGAACCUGUUGUUUCUGUCGAAGACGUGGGGGCAGCUCUGGGAACAUGAACUGUCCAUCUCAUUCCCAUUAAAUUUUCCCAGAAUGCAAUGCAACAUCGACUAUGGCUCAGAUAUCAAAAUCAAAGGCAAUCUUAUUAAUACCUUAACAAACCACUGAAAAUAAGUGAAGUGAUCGGAAGAAAUGGUCCCCGAUGGACAUUUCAGCACGUGGAUGACGCCGUGUCAUUGAUGUAGUGACACAGAGGGACUUUAACAGUUCAGUCAUCAUGUAACACACUGUGGGGCGAAUUCACUGGACGGUUUCGCUACCUUAGCACAUUAUAUUUCAUAAAAAACACCCAUUUAAAUGAUGCCGUUGUCAUUGGUUUUUGCGCAAACCCACUUUUUCUAUGUAAAUUAGGCUGAUAUUGUAUAUUUUCAUCAAAAAUCACUGCUCCUAAUGUUUUGCUAUUACUGCCCACAGAUGCAGAUGGAAAGCAGUGAUAAUUCAUCAAAUGAUGAUUAAAUGAUGGAAGAAGAGCAUUGUAUCUGGUAAACCUUUAUUUUGGUAGUCCACUUCCAAUAGCUAUAAGUAACUUUGCAACUACAUGUCAACUAGCAGUCAUUAGAGUAUUAGACUGUCUACUUAAUAUCUGCUAAAACUUUAUUGUGAUGGUUCCCAACAGACAUUCAACUGAUUAUAAGUUUUCAAGUUCGUCAACUUAUUCUAUUAACCCUAAUCCUAACCUAACAGUCUACUAAUACUCUAAUGAGAAUUAGUUGUCAUGUAGUUGCAAAGUUACUUAGUAGAAUGUCUGAAGUUGACUAUCAAAUGAUAUCCCAAUGUGUGAUGCAGUCAAGCGCACUUUAAUCACAGUUUCAGGUGCCUUGCAUUGCUGUAUGUACAUUCUCAGUAAAGUACACCAGAUUGCAGUAAUCUGCUGUAUCCUUCACAAUCUAGCACUCAGAACGCAGCCAGUGUCACAGCGAGUGAUUUGCACAAUUCGUGAACUGGGUGUUAAAAACACGACGUCUGGAAAUCGACAAUACCAUUGGCGGGUGCAAUUGAUCCUUAGUGAAUUCCCCCUGUGUGUCAACUGCUCUCUACACACUGCUAUGAAUUUUUGCAGUUAAAUCUGUGUAUAUACAUGGAGUGUACUGUAUGUCCUUGACAGAAAGUCUGCGGUCUGGUUUCGGAUGUCAUCCUCAGUGUUUCAUGGACUUAAGUUUGUAUUACAUAUCGACUGCGGUAUAUUUGUUACCUGUAUUUCCAAUGAUACUGAAACCAAAACCUGUCACGAAUACUAUGAAUGUGUAUAAGUCGAAGAUAGUUUUGUUUUUUAUUUAUUUUUUCCUUCUUUUCUAGAAUACCCAGCGGUACUGCAUAAUAGCAUAUGAGGCACAAGUAACUUGGGACUGUAAUCUCAUAGUUCUGUGGACAAGUAAAUGAAAGGGAAUGCCAUAACAGGGACUUAUGAACAGAGCGUGUGUGAAACUAGUGCAUGUGUGCACAUUUGCGGUACUCUCCUUCUAGUUUGUGUAUGCACCAUGGUACCGUCCCAGGACUCUCCUAGGACCCUCUAACAACAAGCUGUCUCAAGAUGACUAGCUCUUUGUGCCAAGCCUCCGCCAAGCGCUGUCAAAACCCUCUCCAUUAGCGGUGUCUCGAAGCCCCUGGGAAGACCUUGCUUGGUGCAUUUGUGAAAUUUGAAAUGGACAAGUUGCCUGUUUUGUGUGCCUUCACAGUGAAUUCAUCCCCCGAGAUUGCUUUUGUCCUUGGUUCUUUGCAAUGUACCAGACAAAAAAAAA